Chelonus insularis is the source of this 2136-nucleotide messenger RNA. Its product is annotated as zinc finger BED domain-containing protein 1-like. Gene Ontology annotation, molecular function: protein dimerization activity; DNA binding. The record is from RefSeq and is a predicted model, not a curated record. NCBI's taxonomy places the organism in Eukaryota, Metazoa, Arthropoda, Insecta, Hymenoptera, Braconidae. The transcript is spliced from 5 exons.
UAAUUAAUUUAUAAUUAAAAAAAGUGAAAAACCAUCAUGUUCAGUAUAGAGGAAGAUGAUAGAGGGUUAGAAACUCUAUAUGAAGAAGAUCCACGAAGAUUUAAAGUAUGGUUUCGUAUAAAUGAACAGGAUUCUUUUUUUGUAAAUGGAUUCACAAUUCAAGAAUACCUCGAUUUUAAACAUAAAGAUGAAAAAGUCCUCGAAUACAUUAUGAAACGAUUUUCUGAAGGGAGUUUGCCAAGAUCUGAUGAACAUGUCGAAGCACUUUGGAAGUUUAUAGAUGGUGUCGAAUUCUCAAAAGCUAAGAGUGAAAUGUGGAAUUACUUUAUAAAGCAAGAUUCGAAAACUGCUAAGUGCACCUUUUGUUCAAAAAUUUUUCAAACUUGUGGAAAUACAACGAAUUUGAAACAUAAUUUACUCUCGAAACAUAAGUUGUUUCUAAGUUCAUCUAAACUUCAAAAAUUUUCAAAGUCAACCAAAAGGGCCAGUAAUGAUAGAGCUUGUGAUCAGACGCAAACUAAAAAGUGUAAAACUACUUUAACGCAAAUUCCUCAAAUAUUUGAACAUAUUACUUCUUUCGCUGAUGGUGGUAAAAAGUUCGACCGAAUUACCGAUUCUAUUCUCUUCAUGAUUGCUACAGAUACUAUGCCGUUGACUACGGUGGACAAAAGAGGAUUCAAAAAACUGAUAAAAAUUCUUGCACCGUUAUAUCCCAUACCAAGUCGGAAAACUUUUACUUCAUUGGCAGAUGCUAAAUACAAGUCUUUACAAGCAGUUCUUAUCACUGAAUUAGCAGCAGUUAGGUCUUAUUGUUUAACGUGCGAUAUCUGGACUGACGUGAGCAAUCAAAGUUAUUUAGGCGUCACCAUCCACUACGUACCUGAAAAGAAAAUAACAUUAAGCUGUCGGUUUAUGAGUUUAUACUCGCUCAAUGAUCAUCAUACAUCACAAUACAUCACGGAUUCUUUAUUGUCUGUUGUGGAUACAUUUAAUUUGCUUAAUGAAAAGAUAGUUGCCGGAAUAAGUGACAAUGCUCCUAACAUAAAAAAAGCUGUGAUAGAUGGAUUUGGAAUAAAACGAAAAUUACCAUGUUUUGCACAUAUCUUAUCUCAUUUAGUACCAUCUGUCAUCAAAGUCAUACCUGGACUUGACAAAAUUAUUAGCAAAGUAAAAGACAUUGUAGUUCGUACUAAAAGAAGUGUCACAGCUUCCGAUACAUUAAGAAACCUUCAGAUCAGGGAUGGAAAAACAGAGGGUACUGCUCUUAAAUUAAUUCAGGAUGUUGAAACAAGAUGGAAUUCCACUCUCUAUAUGUUGGAACGGUUCUUAAUUUUAGAAGAAUACGUCUAUCCAGUUAUUUUGAAGUUUCUUAAUCCUCCUCGGAUGAUAGAUCCAGAAGAAAUUUAAGUUUUAAAGGAUCUUACUGUUUUAAUGAAACCUGUGGAAAGCGUAAUCAAUGAAAUAAGUGGUGAUUCAUACCCUACAUGUAGUGUAUUAAUUUUAAUUUUACAUUGCAUGAAAAUGGCAAUUCAAUCUAUUAAACCUGAAACUGAAGAAGGAAAAAAGUUUCAACAAAAACUUAUGCCAGAAAUUUUAUUAAAAUUUGAGAAUUUUGAGUCAAAUGCACAUCUCGCUAUAUCAUCAAUUUUAGAUCCUCGUUUUAAACAAAUUCAUUUUAAAAGUGCUACUGCUGCUGCUACUGCAAUUAAUUACAUUAAUGAUUUAAUGAAAUCAAAUUAUAAAAGCACAUGUACUGAAAAACAACCAGUUAAAAAUUGUAAUCCUGGUGAUUUAUGGACGUUUCAUGAUGAAAUAGCGACGAAAAGAAGUGAUACUGUAUACAUGAAUGAUGAGAUGUGUUUAGAGUUCAAACAAUAUUUAAACCAACCAGUUGUGAAUCGAUUUCAAAACCCAAUUGAAUAUUGGAAAGUGCAUCAGGACACUUAUCCUGUGUUAAGUGAAAUUGCACUAAAGUACUUAUGUAUUGUUGGAACUUCGGUUCCUUCCGAGCGUUUAUUUUCUCAAGCUGGAGCAAUAAAAACAAACGAUAGAAGUCGUCUAACAGGAAAGCAUUUACAACAAUUAUUAUUUCUAAGUUCUAUUAAUUAUGAUGAAUGGAAUGAAGUGAAUAAAUGA